Molecule: messenger RNA, 1575 nt
Organism: Psammomys obesus (fat sand rat)
Lineage: Eukaryota; Metazoa; Chordata; Mammalia; Rodentia; Muridae
Gene: Slc48a1
Product: solute carrier family 48 member 1
Exons: 3
Coding region: 108-548 (146 amino acids)
Biological process (GO): heme transport
Cellular component (GO): lysosomal membrane; plasma membrane
Molecular function (GO): heme binding; heme transmembrane transporter activity
Source: RefSeq, a predicted model, not a curated record
GCGGAGCACCGGGCGCCAGCGGCUCAGGCUCCGGCUCGGGCUGGGGCUGGGGCUCCAGCUCGGGCCCUGCACCUGCGAGUCGGCGGCGCUGCUCCUCCGCUGCCCCCAUGGCCCCGUCCCGGCGGCAGCUCGGCCUCCGCGCCGCCUACUCCGGCUUCGGUUCGGUGUCCGGCUUCUCCAUCUUCUUCGUCUGGACGCUGGUCUACCGCCAGCCGGGCACUGCGGCAAUGGGGGGUCUCGCAGGUGUCCUGGCUCUGUGGGUGUUGGUGACUCACGUGAUGUGCAUGCAGGAUUACUGGAGGACCUGGCUCAAGGGGCUGCGGGGCUUCUUCUUCGUGGGUGUCCUCUUCUCGGCCGUGUCCGUCUCCGCCUUCUGCACCUUCCUGACGUUGGCCAUCACCCAGCACCAGAGUCUCAAAGACCCGACCAGCUACUACCUCUCCUGCGUCUGGAGCUUCAUCUCCUUCAAGUGGGCCUUCCUACUCAGCCUCUACGCCCACCGCUACCGGGCUGACUUCGCAGACAUCAGCAUCCUCAGCGAUUUCUGACCCCGGGGAUGAGGUCACUACGGCCUGGGGGUCCUCAGGACCUGUCACCAAGUGAGCCUGCCCCAGUCCCUGGGGCCUCCAGAACCUUGGCAGAGUAUAUACAGCAGGGCCAGUUCACUUUCCCAGAAAGCUGUCUGGUCCCCUUUCUGGGGGAGACAUAAGGGUACUACCAGUCUGUCCAUUAGCCUGACUAGAGGGCAGCUUAGAGCUUUCCAAAUGGAUCUAUUUUCUUAGCACUCUGAGGAAUCUUUGUAAGUAGGGUCAUUACAAUGAGCUCCAGGCAUCAGGGGGCAGGAUUGUGAGGUCUGGACCUGUGGCUAGUGGCAGAGGCCACGACAGGCUUCCUUGUUGCCCCAGACUUCAUUGAAGCUGGGGGUGGAGCACCUGGGAAGGCUGGGUCAGGUAAGGAAUCUCUCGUAGAGAUCUCCAAAUCCCAUCCCAGCUCUCCCACCCUAUUGUCCUCAAGGGUCAGGUGGCCAAAUUCAUGAGUCUCUGGGGAAUGGACAACUGGCUCUUUGCCCAAGCAGCAGAGCUGAGCAGAAUCCAGUGUGUCGUCCUACCUCCCCAUGCAAAAUCUGUUUCCCAAGAGGGUGCUAGAGCCGGGCAACCAUUCCUGUGUAUCACACACGCACACGUGACCACGUAGACCAGAGGCUAGACUUGAGGACCACAGGAAACACGCCCUGGAAGGGCUUUGGGAUAGGGGGUAACCUGGGGGGCUAGAGGGAACUCUCCAUCUAUACUCCUGGUCUUCGUACUCCACCUGCCCCCCAAUGCACAAGACCUCCCUGACCACAGGGACCUUCUCCCUGCACCAGACCCCUGUUUUGACUUUUCAUCGUCUCUCUCCCGAAGAAACUCUUUUGAGUGGACAUGGGCCCAAAGCCUUACCUAAGCAGAGAGGGAGGGCAGGGGCUGCCACAUCCAGCCUUUUAGGCUGUCAUUUUGCACGUCUACUUCCCCACCUGGGUCCUGCCUUACCCGUGUCACUGUCACUUUAGCAGAAAUACAGCGGCCAUUUUUAUCA